Siniperca chuatsi (mandarin fish) is the source of this 13725-nucleotide messenger RNA. Its product is annotated as retinitis pigmentosa 1-like 1 protein. The record is from RefSeq and is a predicted model, not a curated record. The transcript is spliced from 3 exons. Gene Ontology annotation, biological process: photoreceptor cell development; retina development in camera-type eye; intracellular signal transduction. Bases 5044 to 12642 code for a protein of 2532 amino acids. Gene Ontology annotation, cellular component: axoneme. NCBI's taxonomy places the organism in Eukaryota, Metazoa, Chordata, Actinopteri, Centrarchiformes, Sinipercidae.
UUGUCCUUGAAAAGAGUGCACUGACUCAGAGCAUUUUGUUUAAUAAUAAAAUAAUAAUCUUAUAAUUGUAUUUACAGAGCCCUUUUCUUAGAUAUUCAAAAACACUUUACAUGACAAAUUAAAUAAAACAAUCUGCAACACAAUACAUACGCAAUGUAGCUCAGGAUAUAAAAUCAAACAUUAAAAGCUUAAUCAAGACUUUAGUGCUGUAUUUUCUUUAUUCUCACUGACCCUUUUUAAACUGUAGACAUCAUGUCACAGAGUUGUAUAUCUAAGCUACAAUGGAGUUUCAUACGUGGAAGACAGAAAAUGUCCUGAAAGGUUUUGUGCUCCUGAGAAUGAAAGAUCAAGUGUGUCUGUUUUGAACUUGAGCUGAGGAACCACACAGAGAGAAUCUGUCAUGAAAGAGGCAGAGGUUUCAAUUUAGCUCCCUCAAGUCAUAGAGUGACAUUUUUGACAAUAAGUGACAAACCCAUCACUCAGAACACAACAUGCGUUCUGACAGUUCGGUUUAAGUUUUUCUUGGCUUGAAACUGGCUUGCUAUCUUGUCAUUACCUGUCACUAUGACAAAUACUAUAACUCUCUUGGGGGGGAUUUCAGUUAUAAGUUUAGUCAAGUUAAAUUUAUUUGUAUAGCCCGAAAUUUGCCUUUGAAAGGCUUUACAAUCUGUAAGAAGAAAUGUCCUUGUUAGUUGUAAUUAAAUUUUUUCUCAUUAAUGACAUACCAAAUUAUUUCUUGUUAAAUGGACAUAUCAAGUUAUUGUAACAAGAAUCCUUUCACAGACUUUUUCAUAUUGUGCAUCUGUUGUAAAAUCUUGCUCUGGUAUGACACAUAAACAAAAAGCCUAACCAAUGUGUAGUGUUAGAGACAAAACAGCAAAAACUACAGCCAUAUAAUGAUGACUGAAGGGACAUUAUGCCGAGUCAUAGAUUGCCGCUGAGCCUUCAACUGCUUUCUAAAAGCGUGUUUAACUCCCUUUAUGCAAUGGUGAAGUCCAAGUCAUGUGUCCAAAGCCUCAGCAGAUUUCAGUCCAAUCUCAAAGUGAUUAGCAAGGCUUUUCAUUCUAUCCUUAGCAUCCCAUGUAUCUGAUUAGCAGGUAGGCCCGCUUCUGGAGGGAGGCUUUUGAACUGCUUUCUCGUUUCUCUGCUUGCAAUAGCUCUGGUGUUUCUUUGGGUGCCACAUGCUGUAGCUUUGGAAUAAUUCAUUUUCAGUUUGGUUCUUUCAUCCUCCUGGUUUAUGAUUGUGGAUCAUGUGAGUAUACAUACUUCUGUAUUAGUCUAUAUACUGUGCAUUUUGGCUGGACUGCUUUAUCUCUUGUACAUUAAAUAUUAUUUGCAUAGCAACAGAAAUAAGCACUAAUAACUAAAAUAAUGACACUGGAGACUGAACUUGCAAAAGAUCAAAUUAAGUUAGAAUUUAAGUCAUGUUGGGUAGUAGUUUGUGUGAUUAGCACAAAGAAAGGUUGCAAUAAUCCAUGUUAAACUGGGUGAACUCAGGCUGGCCUGUAUGCAGGAUGUGAUUUUUAUUUUCCUUGUUUGAACCCUUUUAGGAGCCUUGGCAGUUGGCAAACAUGACACCUUAGGGAUAAAUAGCAUUAUUCUAGGGAUCCAAGGCCACAUAUGUUUCCUGGUCAUGGUGAAUAAAGAAAAAGAGAAAUACUUUUUGCAUUUGUAAUCCACUGAGUAGAAACAGGCACUUAAUUUGCUUAGCAGCAGGAUAACUGUCUCUGCCAUGUUUUUGAAAUAACUACAUUCUGCAACUUUGCAAAGUGGAGUAAACAAUACUGCCUUUCAGUACAGUGAGUUAUCUUUACACACAAGUACAUACUUUCCCUGUGCCUUUAUUAUUAUCACAAACCCUCCUGUGGCACCUGUAAUGGUCCACAUCCUGCAAAAAAGCAUCUCUAACAUUACAUUUUUACAGAAAAAUUUGUUGUCAUUUCUAUCAGUAGCUUUGCAUUUUUGAAAUUGUAUAUUUGAUGUUACGCUUUGGCUUGUUCCUGAGGUCAUGAAACAUAUGAUGGACUAUGUCAGUAUCCAGUGCGGCUGUACAGGGCAUGUAGCACCCAAUAAUGUAAUCAUUUCCUGAAAAUGUAAUAAAAUAUGCACUUAACUUGAUCGGAAAUGUAAUUAAAGCCAAUAAUGUAAUAACUUGACCAAUAAUGUAAUAAAAUGUCCUGACUGAUAUUGUGACGACAUUGUUACUGAUAAUGUAAGUCAUUUUUAGACUUUUUGAUGACUAAUUUUGACGGAUAAUGUAAAAGUAUGCUUUUUUUCUUGGAAAUGUACAGUGUGCAAGUAUACAGAAUUUAUAAUACUGUUAGUGUCAUGUUAGCCUACUGAAAAACAUUUGAAACUGAUUUCAUGUUUGGAAAUGUAAACUCUAGGCUUCAUGUAGAAUUUGAAAUUCACAACAGAUGGCAAGUGGUACGUUGUUAUCAGGCAAAGAUGCAUUAAACUAAAACCCCUAUCAACCCCUACACAUGCUGAUUGGUCAUUGUGCAAGGAUCGUCCAUUAGGAUCUUAGAUUAGACACCGUCAGAAAAUGAAAAAAGCUGCAGAAGAUGGCUAACGUUACACAAGCGCGCAAUGAAGGCCAAACAGUCAAUUCAAUCUCCAUGAAAUGUUCUUGUUCAUCUGAGCCAACAGUGGCUCUUAUCGAAUGAAGUGUUUCCUUUGCCUCGUCUGACCUUAUGAAAUUUCUGCAUUCAAAAAGGUUUUCAAAUCGAAUUUGAAAUUAUGAAAAAAGUUGAAAAAGUCCAUUUAAAAGUAGAAACUUUUUGACUUUUACUCAAUUGCCCCCCUACGGAUUAUGAUGGGGGGGAUUCACAUCACAGGACACACAUUUUAUAGUUUUAAAGGGGGGCCUGACCAAAAAAGGCUUGAGAAUCACUGCUUUAACUUAAGUAUAAUUUCUGGGUACUUUUUACACCCCUGAUGAUUUAUUACCUGAUAAGGCAAAGUUAGCAUCACUUUGCGCUGAGAAUGGUACUGUCAAAUUUCUGUGAGCAUGCAGCCUAAUUGUUUUGGCAAGCGCGGGAAAAUAACGCAACUGGUGAGCGGCUGUCAAGACAAGACUGUUUUAAAAAAAUGAUAACUUUGGAACAGUUAUUUGUUCAAUUAUGCCACCUACUGGUAUUAACCAUACUUGUUUUAUAUGUUUAUUUUGUUACAAUAUCCCACAGAACAGAAUGUUGAACUCAACAUGACAUGACAGGGCAAGUCAAUCUAAUCGAAACAGCCACUUAGGUAUUAGACAGAUAUUACAAUAUCAGUCAGAACAUUUUAUUACAUUAUUGGUCAAGUUAUUACAUUAUUGGGUUUUAUUACAUUUUUGAUCAAGUUAAGUGCAAAUUAUAUAUCCUUUUUUAGGUGUUUUUACAUUUUCAGGAAAUGAUUACAUUAUUGGGUGCUACUUUACUGCAGGAUACCGAUGAUAUUGAUAUUAUAACAUCAUUGACAGAAGAAUGUAUUCAAAACUAAUUCACCUCCAUAAUCCUGGAUUAUGGAGGACAGAUUAACCUUUUCUACUCAAAUUAGAUUCUAAGACAAUCAAAAUGCCUUUGUAAGAUAUAAAUAAGUAUAAUGUAGAUUCAUCCUCAAGACUUAAAGGCCGAGGUUGGCAACAUGACAUAUAAAAGUAUUUACAGCAAUCACUUACUUUUCUUUUCUCUGCCAACAUGUUCAGUUUGAGGAAACACUUGCUGCUUUGCUGCGCGACUACAACAUUGCUAAUACAAGAACAAGGACAACAGCCAACCUGUUCUUUAUAUGUGUCAGUCAAGCUUAGCCUAUUUUUGAGUCAUAGAAUUUGACUCAUUUUUAUUUGCAUUUCAUAGUGGGCUUGCAUCCCUUUCCAUCAGGCAACAAUGAAUUAGCUUUACCUCAAAGUAUUGUCACAGUGAGAAUGCACUGUGCUUAUUGCAGAUAGUGCUGCUUUUUAUAGGUAAUCCUUGCAUUAUUGAUUGCAGGAAAAGCUGGCUAAGAAUGUAUUUUCUUCAUUGACAAUCACAGAGGUAAUGUCCACUUUCACUGCUAGCAGAGACUUAAGCUCAUUAUUUAAAGUCACUUGGAGGAUUUAUUUGUGGCUGUAUCCUCAUUAUCCCCGUCUUCAUUUACUCUUUGAUCUUCUCAGCAGUCUGUACAUACAGUAUGUAACAACCGUGUCAUGUGUAUCCCAUUUUAAAAUAUUUGCAAUGGCAAGUGAUUUCAACAGCUGCUAAACUGUGAAUAAAUCUAUUCUUAGUCUGGAUACAUUUGUCUGUUUUGUGUUAACUAAUAUAAUAGCAAAGUGUACAUAAAAAAACAGCAGAAUAAGUAUGAAAAGUAUAUGGAAAAGUGUAAGAGAGCAUGUUAGUCUCUGACCUAAUGCCAACAAAAUAAUCUUCCACAAGGUUAAUGUCUACAAGGAUUCUGUAUCAUCCAGGUUUUAAGAUAUCUAUAAGUACUGAAUCUUGAACUGAAGAAGAUUCUUAGAUCAGUGGCAUAAUGUCUUCAAGAAGAAAACAGCAAUUCCAGUUGCCUUUGACUUAGUUCUUCUAGACAUAAGAUAAAUGUAGAACAGUAUUAUGCUGAUUACACCUACAGCCUCAAAAGGUGUCUCUCUGUAAGGAUUUUCUUUUUCAGACGAGCCUUAUGUCAGCCCUCAUCAUGUUUAGAUACUGCUAUAGACUUAAGUACUUUAGAGAAGAUGCUGAGGAGCCAUGCUGGGUUACCAGGAAAAGCUAAAAUGGGCAUAAAACCGUAACUUCACUGUCUGCACACAGGUUAAGCUAGGGUCAUUUCUGUCAUGUUUUGUUUCUUUUGCUUUUCCUUGAACAUUUGACUAAUCACUUUAAGCUGUGUUCUAGCUUGUUCUUCAACCUGUUCUAUUUUUCACCGCUUGUUUUAAUUUCUCUUUCAGGCUGGGAUGAGUGGGAGCCAUGCAGAUGUGUGGUGCAACACCUUCCCCUAGGCAGCUCAGGGGAAACAUGACAACACCCUUUAACUGUUUGCCUAUGCUGACCUGAGACCAUCCUUCAUCCAGAGAGAGUACCACCCAAAAUGUCCUCCCACAAACACAACUUCCAGUGUUUCAGUGCUGUAGGUGGUGAAGGCUUCCACAAGUCUUCUCUGCCCUUCAAGCAUCACACCAGCCGGCUCCCCAGGAUCCCCCAACAUGGCAUGGUGGCCCAUCAUGAGCCUCUGGAGGAAUGCUACCUUUGCUCUGAGUAUGGACAUGCACAGGCCCUGGAGGUGUUAGAGACUCCGGUGACACCUUUGUAUCACACUCAUACACCAUAUCACCACCAUCAUCCACACCAGUAUGUGCUCAGGGGACCGACCAGGCCUGAGGAGCACCCCGUGGCACAUUCAGGCCACAACAGCCACAUUCAUCAUCACAGAUACAAUAAGAGGGUGGUGCUCGUGAAGAACAGCGACCCGUCAUUCAGGAAGACCAUCGUCUUGCACUGCAGGAGCCUGCGCAGUUUUGGGCUUUUCUUAGAGGAAGUUUCUGAGCUCAUGCAGUACCACAUCAGGAAGUUGUACACUCUGGAGGGCCGCAAGAUUGACAAUGUUCAGAGUCUAAUGCAGUGCCCCAGUGUCCUUGUUUGCAUGGGACGUGAGCCUUCUCACCCUUCCAUCAUGGAGAAUUUUCGGAAAACAUCUGAUGACAAACUUCCAAAGCUGAGUGUGAGGUCACGCGCCAGUCGCUGCAAUGAAGGACAUGAGGGUACGAGAAGCAGGGAAGAAAAUCUUGAGGAGACUAUGGACCGAGCACCAAGCAGUACCUCCAUCAAAUCAGCAAAAUCAAGAAAGUCAAAUGCUUCAGCAGUAUCAAAGAAAUCAAAAGCUUCUGAGAUCCCUGCUGAAGAUGGUGCUAACAUUACUGACGAAAACACUGAAGAAGAGGCGAGAGCAGUGAGCUCGAUGUCUGCCAAAUCAGAGAGGUCGAAUGUAACAUCAAUAUCUACAAAAUCAAAAACAUCUCACAGUCCUCAAAAUGUAAACACUGAAGAGGAUGGUGGCAAUGAAGCUGAAAAGAGAGCACAAAGUGCCAUAUCAAAUAAAUCAUUAGAGUCUACUGGAACAUCAAGUCCUUCAAAAACUCCAAAAAUUUCAGCUGAAGAAAAUGCGGCUGAUUGUGAGGAAACUGAAGAGAGAACAUCAAGUGUCAUGUCACUUGAAUCAUUAAAGUCAGAUCUGUCUCUGAUGUCAAGGAAAUCAAAAGUUUCUGAACAGACAGCUGAAACACAUACUGAAGAGGUAGAUCAAACAGAGAGGACUCCAAGUGUUUUGUCAGUGAAGUCAAAUGUUUCUGCAAGAACAAUGAAGUCCAACGCAUCUGGAAUCACCCCUAGUGAAAGGACUGGACAUGAUGAAGAAACUGAUGCAAUGUCAACUAAAUCAGCAAAAUCACAUAAUUCAACAAAAUCAAACAAAUGUAUAGCUACUGAAUUUCCUACUGUAGAUAGUUUGGACACUCCUUAUGAAGGACAUGCUGAAGAGAAAUCUGAGAGAGCUCCAAGCGCCAUGUCAGCAGAGUCAAAUAUAUCACUGAGCUCAAAGAAGUCAAAAGUAUCUGAUUUUCCUGCUGAUGAAAAUACUCAUGAAAAGGAGGAGAGAACACUUGUGUCAGCAAAAUCCAUUCGAUCUAAAUUGUUAGGUAGAUCUGAAGUUCCUACUGUGACAGUUGAGGAAAGUCAAGACAGAGCACCUACAGCCAUGUCAUCAAAGUCUAAGGUUUCAGCAUGUUCAAAGAAGUCUACAACAUCUGAGGGUAAAGAAAAGAAAAGUGAAGGGCGGCCACAAAGUUCUUUAUCUGUCAAGUCAAAUAUGUCUAUGAAAUCUAGAAAAUCCAAAGUAACUGAUAUUUUAACAGAUCAAUAUAUGGAAAAUAAAGAGGAAUUUAAGAAGUCCACAGCUGUUCCUGCUGAGGAGAAGAAGUGCAGUGUUUCUCCAAUAAAUGCAGGGGAAGUUGCAAAUCCUGAAGACAAGACUAAACCCACAUAUAGUUUGCAUGAGGAUGAGAAACAACAAGAUACAGCUGAUAAGAGGAGUUGUCACUCUAAGACAAGUAAGUCAAGCAGGCAAAACACAAAAAAUGCAACUGCAGAGGUUAUUGCCAAACCAAAGUCUGUUGCAAAUUCUGCUGUGUCAGAAACCUGUCAGAAUGCACAACAACCAAAAAGAAAUAAACGUCAUGUGAUUCAUCACGCAGAGUCAAAUGAAAGUGAUUUGUCACAAACUCUGUCCAGUUCAGAUAUUGUCAAAGAGAUAUGUGAGACUCCGGCAACUGGAGAAUCAAAAUCCAAUCCAUUGGAAACUACAGACAUUGGUAGGAGUGCCACUGAUAACAAAAGUGACAAAAGCAGCAAAUGCAGACACAACACAAAUGCUGGUGACUUUGAGCUGGUCCCAUCUAGCCUACCAAAUGCAUCCCCUACUGAGGUUGUGAAUGAAUGGCUGAAAACAAUACCAGCAGACGGUGAUAUGUAUGAUAUGGAGGAAUUUAAUGAAAACUAUGGACAAAAAACUGGCCACACACCAGAGGAAAUUAAUAGAAAAGAGGAUAAUGAAAACAAUGACAACUCUGCAGCUGAAAAUACAAAAGACACAAAUGAAGGUGUUGGGAUGAACACUGUCCCUAAUAAUGAUUGCCAAACAAGCACAGAGGCACCAAAAGCAGACAACCCCUGUACUCAGAGAGAUGAUGCCUCAAAAAUAUUUAACUCCUCCGUACAGAUGAUGAAAGUACUUUUAAAUCCAAAGCUUGACAGAUGUAACAGUUUACCAGAAAUUUCUCCAGUGUAUGGACGUAAACUAAGCACUUCAGCCAGAGGUCUUCUGGAUUGCCUUGUGAAGUUGCAAUUAAUAGACCAUAAUCCUAAAAAUGCAAACGAAAAGGAUGAAAGAUACCAAGAGCUAAUGAAUAUUCUUCAGUCUCUUUGGCUUUGUGAUCCUCCAGAAAAUGUGUUAAAGAAGGAUGAUCACCAGUCUGCGAAUGAUGAAUUCAAUCAUACAUCAUCCUCUGGUGUGGAUGUCAACAGUGGCUCCACUGGUUCCGGGAAGAGUAGUGAUGGUGUGAAUGGUUAUGCGUCUCAACCACAUACCAGUACAGAUAUGUUAAGGAAAGUACAAGAAGUCAGUGAAGGUGAAGCAGAUGCUCAGUGGACAUGUGAAAGAGAAGUAGAAGGAAUGUAUGAGGACAAACAAAAGGAAGAUGAUCCAGCAACAGAUGACACAAUUAGAAGCAGUGAUAGUCCAAGGGAACUGCCUGAAACACCACCCUCCUCAAACAAGAGUUCAGGAAAUGACAGCAACGGCCAAAAACCUGAAACAGAAUGUCAAGAGGACACCAGUUCUGAGAGUCCUCUCCUUGUUCAAAGAGCACAGUUAGCCAAAAGGAUUUCUAAAGAUCCUGAUCCUGUUUGGGUCUUAACCUUAUUAACUAAAAUAGAAAAGCAGUUCAUGACACAUUAUGUUAAUGCAAUGAGAGAGUUCAAAGUCCGAUGGAACUUGGAUGAUAGUGAGCAGCUUGACAUGAUGAUAAGUGAACUUAAAACUGAGGUCCACAAAAGAAUCCAAACAAGUGUAGACCGAGAACUGAGGAGAAUUCAAGGUCGAGCAGGCCUACCAAGACCUCCUAAAGAAGCGAUGUCCCGUGCUUCAACAACACAAACGGAAGAGAGAAGACAAAGGCUGAAGAUUAUGCUCAAAAAAUCAAUUGAUCCCCAAGCAGAAAAAAGUGAUGAUUCAGCAACAGGCACAUCUUACAGUGACCAGCGUAGUGAAAACAAUGAUGAAUACUGUCCAUGUGAAACAUGCAUUAAGAAAAAAAUGACAUCUAGGCUGCCACUUCCUGCAGAAGUUAUGAAAACUGCACCUGUUGUCAUGGACUUUGACCUAAAGAGGAUUCUAGUGCUGAAGAACAGUGACCCAGGCAAUACACAGGCAAUCAACUAUACAUCUCACUUUGAAAAUGAUACUGAAACAAAAGCAGCAGAAACACUUGUAGAAAAAGUUAUUGUCAAAGCUGUGAGAGAGGUGGAAGGGGAUGAAGUACACCAUGACAUUGAGGAUGAUUUUGCAGUUGCAACAGACGAAAAGGAAGCACAUGAUGUGUGUCAAGAAGAUGGGUCUGAAAACAAUCAAGCAGAAGAAGUAGACAACGUCAAAGAAUUGACAGAACAGGCUGUUGCUGAGGAAACUGUAGAUAAUAAUAAUGAGGAAGAAGAGUCUAUUGUGGCAACCAUAACUAAACACAAACCUGUCAAAGAGGAAUCAAAAAACAGAUGGUUGGUGAUAAAGAAGAAGUUGCUGCCACCAAUGAGGAUGAUUUUGCAGAGGAGAAUGAGGACACAGCAGCUGAUGAAGCCAGAUGAGAACGAUGCCACAGUUGAGGAAUUGUCAAAGGAACCAGCAGAAGAAACAGAAACUGAAGAUGACACUGAUGCAGAAAGAGAGAUUGCUGUCACAAGUGAGGAUGAGUCAAAGGAAGAGACUCCUGAAGCCACCACAGCUGGAGAUGACAAUGCAGCAGGAGAGACUGAUGUGGCAGCCACAACUGAAGAUGAAUCUGACAAAGAUGAGUCUGUGGAAGCAGAGAUGGUUGAAGAAGAGAUUCCUGCCACCGGGGCAGAUAAUUCUGUAGAUGAGAAAGAUGGCACAGCCACACCUGAUGAAUUGUCAAAGGAACUAACUCAGUUAGCAACACCUGAAGAUGAGAUUGCUGUAGACAAAGAGAGUGUUGUCACAAGUGAAGAUGAACUUAAGGUGGAAGCUCCAGAAGCCACCAUAGCUGAAGAUGAAAAUGCAGCAGUAGAGACCACUAUGGCAGCCACUAGUGAAUAUGAAUCUGACAAAGAUGAGGCUGUAGAAGAAGGGACAGAUGAUGAUGAGGAGGAGAUUGCUGCCACAAGUGCAGAUGAGUCUGCAGAUGAGAACAAUGACACAACCACAGCUGAUGAAUCAUCAAAGGAACCAGCUGAAGAAGCAACAACUGAAGGUGAGAUGACUGUAGAAAAAGAGAUUGCUGUCACAAGUGAAGAUGAAUCAAAGGAAGAGACUGCUGAAGCCACCACAGCUGAAGAUGAAAAUACCGCAGAAAAUGUGGCAGACACAACUGAACAUGAAUCUGACAAAGAGGAGGCUGUGGUAGCAGGGGCAAUUGAAGAUGUGGAAGAGACUGCUGCCACCAGUGAUGAUGGAUUUGCAGAGAGUUUAAAUGCCACCACAGAUGAGGCUGUGGAAGAAGUGACAGGCACUGAUGAAGAAAAGCUUGCUUCCACCAGUGCAGAUGAGUCUGCAGAUGAGAACAAUGAUACAACCACAGCUGAUGAAUCAUCAAAAGAACGGGCUGAAGAAGCAGAAACUGAAGAUGAGAUGGCUGUAGAAAAAGAGAUCACAAGUGAAGAUGAAUCAAAGGAAGAGCUUGCUGAAGCCACCAACGCUGAAGAUGAAAAUACGGCAGAAGAGUCUGAUGUAGCAGCCAUAACUGAAGAUGAAUCUGACAAGGGUGUGGCUGUGGAUGCAGGGAUGGUUGAAGAUGGAGAACAGGCUGCUGCCAAGAACAAUAAAGAUGAAACUGCAGGCAAUGAUAAAGCAACUACAGCUGAUGAUGAAAGUGCUGUGGAAAAAGAUAUUGCUUUCACAAAUGAAGAUGAAGCUGAAGGUAGCAGUGCAGCAGAAGAGGCUGAUGUUGGAGCUACAACUGAACAUGAAUCUGACAAAGAUUCAACUGUGGAAGCCACCGGUGCAGAUGUGUCUGAGUCAGAUGAGAAGCAAACAGUUGAAAAAGCAACAGCUGAAGAUGAGAUUGCUGAAGAAAAAGAGAUUGCUGUCACAAGUGAAGAUGAAAUGAAGGAAGAAGCUGGUGAAGCUACUGCGGCUGAAGAGGAAAAUGCAGCAGAAGAUGUGGCAGACACAACUGAACAUGAAUCUGACAAAGAUGAGUCUGCGGAAGCAGGGACAAUUGAAGAUGUGGAAGAAACUGCUACUAGCAGUGAUGAUGAUUCUGCAGAAGGCAUGGAUGCCACAACAAAUGAUGAUGAAACGACAGAGGAGAAUGAUAACACACCCAGAGCUGACAAACUGUCAAAAGAAUCAUCCAAAGCAGCAACAACUGAAGAUGAGGUUGCUAUGGAAAAAGAGGUUGUUAACACAGAUGAAGAUGACACCAAGGAAGAGACUGUUGUGGUAGUCACAGAAAAAGAAAAUUCUGGUGAGGAGGAAAUCAGUAAAGCUGAUGAAUCAAAUGAAGAUGAGAUGGAAGAAACCACAGAUGGAGAAGAACUUGUGGAAAAGCAAGAUAAUGUAGAAGCUGAUCCUGAAUCGGAAAGCUCGAAAGCUGUGACUGAAAAUGAAUCAGAGGAAGAGAGCGAUGAAUCAGCCACAGAUGAAAAUGAGAACACAGAAGAGGAUUCUUCCAUAGUCACAAAUGAUAAUGAAUCAGGAGAAGUGCUUUCAGAAACCAAGCCUGAGAAUGAGAUUGUAGAUGAAAGUGCAGGAGAAGAUGUAAAUGCAGAAGAGGAUAAAGUCGUUACUGAUGAAAAUGAGACCUUAAGUGAGGCAAAACAUGUUGAGGUGGCAUCAGCUGAAGAGCUUACAGAAAGCAGUACCACUGAAGAUUUUGUUAAAGAAGAAAAAGGUGGUGGUGAAGAAGAAGAAAAUACAUCUCACAAUGACGAACUAGUAGAAGGUGAAACAACUGGAGAGGAAUUAGAAAAGGCUGAAAAUGAUGGGGAGGAAUCCGCUGAAAAUGAAAGUGCUACAGAGUCAAGAGCAAUAGAUGAAGAUUGCACAGAGGUUGCUACAACAGAAGAUGAGAUUGAAGAACAUGAAGCAACAGAAGAAGAAUCGGGACAGCCUGAAAUGGUAGGGAAUGAGAUUACUGAAAGGGAAGAAUCCACCGAUAACACAGAAGAUGAAUCUGCAGAAGAUAACAGACAGAAACUUACAGAAGGAGAAGAUGAAGAGGUUGCGGAGAAUGCUGUCAGUGAAUCUGAAACUAAUCCUGACAAAGCCGAACAAACAUGCGAAGAAAGUGACAUGACUGAAGAGCAUCAAGAAGCUGCCGAAGAUGCUUUAACUGAGACAAACGAUGAAACAGAAGGCCCUGAUGAUGUGGUGGAGCUGAAGCCAGAACAGGAUGAGGAUGUGGUGGAAAUCUCAGAAAACAGCGAAGAAAACAGAGAAAACAAACCAUUGGAAGAUGUAGAUGAAGAUAAUGAUGAACAGACAGAAACAAAUGUAACACAAUGUGAAUGUAUUAACAUCCCAAAUGGAAGCCAUGAUAAUGAUGAAGACAAUGUCGAAGUCUCCAAAGAGGAGGAGGAAACUGAGACAGCCAAUGAAGACUGGAGUGGAAACCAGGGAGAUUCAGCUGAUGGAGAAGAUGAGGCAGAGGAAUAUUCAGACGAACCAGAGGAAGAAACUGAUGAUGGAGAGCAAGAUUUUGUUCCAAGCAAGACAGAUAAUCAAGGGGCAGCUAAAAUAGCAGAUCAGAAAACAACAUUAAUCCCACUUGAUAAUUUGAUCAAAAUGGAUGCAGAAUCUGAGGAUGGUGCUUAUGCUGAUGUUGAAGAUUCUGAGACUGAAAUAAACAGCCAAGAAGAAGUUACAAGCCUUGAGUCAAAUACUUUGAAAAGGAAUUCAUCAUAAAUUGACUGUGACUCUGCAAAGGCUUGGGGAAAAUGAUACAGAGUGAGAUGCAGGAGUAAGAUGAGGAGUCUAAAGUAGAAAAUAACAAUGAUAUUCAUGCUACAAGUAAUGAGCAGUCUGAAGUCAUUAUUGUCAUCAUCUUCCAGAGGAGACCUAACAAGAACUGUAAAGUGAAGAAAGCAAAAGGACUUAUCUAACUCGAUUUUAGGUUCUUGUGUCGUGAACACAUGCACAAUAACUACUGAUGAUACAGUUGUAUGAAAAAGGAAUCUUAAAAACUUGAAUACACUAUAUGUAGGAGGUUUGCAUAGUGUCCAUGCAAAGCUAAAUGGGACUUAUUUUCAUGCACUAUGAAUCAUAGAGUAUUUGCUACAUUUUACCUAUCUGCAACUCUGAGCCUCAGACAGAACAUGGUACUAAUGAUAAACUAUGCUUUAUGGUACUUGAUAGGAUCUACAACUGUUAUAUUAACUGGCUUGUUAAUUAGUGACUUAAAAUUGUCAUAUAUGCACAUGUACUGUAGUUUUUCUUCAAAUUACUGCAGUAUAUUUACACCAUUUUUGCUGCUCAACAUUUUGUUGCAGGAUUAAGCAAGUCUCUAAAUGUGUUUCAUCUCAUCAAAAGCAGUAAGUUAAAAUUUAAAAUAAAACAAAGUUAUAUAUUUUUCUAGUUAAUAUUGUAUUUUUCUGGAAAGCCAGAAAAUGCUGAUAACAUUCAUUUUGAAUGUUUAAUUUACUGUUGUGAAGAUACAGUACUGUUCAUGGGAGUUUUUCAGUGCUCAAUCUAAAGAGCAAAACUGGAUGAUGAUUAACAUCAGUGUAAGCAUCUUCACAAUUCCAUCAGGUAACAGUAUUAUAGAUUUAAUUGAUUUCUAUAGCAGAUGAACACUAACAUCUCUGUAAAGUAGCAAAAGUCAUGGCAGAGUUGAUGUAUCAUGACAGGCUCUCCUGUUAUCCUGUAUUUUAGACCAUUCAACAAUGUUUAUCAGUAAGAAAAUACAUUAUUCUCUGUGGUACAGAGGUUAUUACCUUUGCUGAAUGUACUGUACUUAUUGUCGCUGAAAUUAAAUGCACUUUAAAGUCA